GACCCGUAAACCCCUGACUGGCUGACUUAUUCCGAACGUUUGCUCCGAAUGGGAUCCGGCGCUUACCCACACCCGUGUAUAUAACGGCCACAGGGUGAACCCACAGGUAUCGGUCUCCUUUAAGCACGAAAAACAGUGAUGCCAAAAUGGAGGGAAAUCGACGGAUCACAAAGGAACGCGGGGAUUUACUUGGAAAAAUCAGAGGUCCUAAAAUACUUCACCACUUCAUUGGUGAGAAAUCUAAGCGAGGGACCAUCUCUCACGGUUUUCAUUGACAAAUUCAGAAACUACUGCACCGAUCCCGAUGCUAACUGCUACUGCAGCUCUGAUUUGCCAAAGGGGCAAGAAAUUCUUUCGCUUAAAAGUGAAUGCCAUGUGCGUAGAAUAUAUGUCUUGCUACGAGUCCUACUCAUUGUUCAGCAACUCCUGCAAGAGAACAAACAUGGGUCUAAGAGAGAUAUAUAUUACAUGCACCCUUCUGUAUUUUCGGAUCAAUCAGUCGUAGACCAGGCAAUCAAUGACAUAUGCAUCCUUCUGCAGUGCAGUCGUCACAACCUAAAUGUGGUUUCUGUUGGAAAUGGGCUGGUGAUGGGCUGGCUACGAUUUCUGGAAGCUGGAAGGAAAUUCGAUUGCAUGAACUGUCCCAGCAAUGUGCAUCUUAUUCCUGUGCAUGUUGAUGAAGUCAAAGAUAUUGUUAGUGUUGCCAAAUACAUACUUGUUGUGGAAAAGGAAUCAGGUUAUUUUGAAUUCUUGGAAGCAGUGUUUCAGCGUUUAGCUAAUGACCGGUUCUGCAAUGCAAACCGCUGUAUUGUGAUCACAGGAAGAGGCUAUCCAGAUAUUCCCACAAGAAGGUUCUUGCGUCUCCUUCUUGAGAAGUUGGCCUUACCUGUCUAUUGCUUGGUUGAUUGUGAUCCAUAUGGCUUUGACAUCCUGACUACGUACUGUUUUGGUUCUAUGCAAAUGGCCUAUGAUGCUAAAUUUCUGCGGGUCCCUGAGAUACGCUGGCUGGGAGCAUUUCCUUCUGAUUUUGAGAAAUACGGCCUUCCUCAACAGUGUCUUCUUCCUUUGACACCUGAAGAUAAGAGGAGAACUGAAACCAUGCUACUCAGAUGCUACCUGCAAAGGGAAGUACCGCAGUGGAGAUUGGAAUUAGAGUCAAUGCUGCUAAGAGGAGUGAAGUUUGAGAUUGAAGCACUGACUGCACACUCACUUUCCUUCUUGUCAGAGCAGUACAUACCAUCUAAGAUUCUAGACAGAAAGAGAAGAAAAUUUCCUACCUGUCUUCUCAACUUCUCAAGUCUCAUAUAUAUUUCACCAAAUAGCCGCCCAAUGUCUUGUGAGAUGUUCGCACCGAAAACUUCAAGCAUGUCAAGAUUUUCUGGCUUCAGCCCAGCAGGGAGUUUCCAAUCAAAAUAGUACAGCAACCGUGCAAGUGGAGACUCAACAUUAGCCAUGCCAAACAAUAUUCCUGGACAAAUCCUCCUUCCAGCACCAAAUGGGAUUAAUUCAAAGUUAUUACCCUUAUAAUCUAUUGAACUAUUGAGAAAUCUUUCUGGAUAAAAUCUUUCUGCUUCAAUCCAAUAAUCGGGGUCCCUUCCAAUUGCCCAUGCGUUCACUGUAACUUUGGACUUCACAGGAAUGUCGAAACCGUUAAUCACACAAUUCUCCCUACAUUCUCUUGGAAGUAGCAAUGCAAUAGGAGGGUGUAGUCUUAGAGUUUCUUUGAUUACCAUCUUUAAGUAGUGCAGUUCAUGAAGUCUUUCUUCAUCAAUGUUUCCUUCUACACCAAAGACCAUCCUCACCUCAGCUUGUGCCUUUUCCAUCACUCUUGGAUUUUUUAGCAUCUCAGACAUUGCCCAUUCUACAGUUGUAGACGAUGUCUCGCUACCAGCAAUGAAGGUGUCCUGAAAUAAUUUGAGCAGGGAAUUCAAGGUCUGCACCAUCCUGACAAUUCAGGAGGACAUCUACGAAAUCUUGUUCUUCACUAUCAGUACCAGAUUUUGCUGCUGCCUUUCUAGCUUUAUGCUCAUGGAUGAUGUUGUCAAAUAUCUCAUCUAUUAUUUGACGAAGCCUCUCUAAUUUAGGCCUCGUCGUACUGAUCAUAUGAAGCAAUUUGAUGGACGGGUAGACAUCAGCAAGAGUGAAACCGCCAGCCAAUUGUAUGAGUUUUUUGACUGCUGAUUUGAAGGUUUCUUCUCCCUUCCAUAUCUUACCAAAGGCUGCUCUAGAAGUGAUGCUGUAGGUUAAAGAAC
Manihot esculenta (cassava) is the source of this 2252-nucleotide messenger RNA. Its product is annotated as meiotic recombination protein SPO11-1. The record is from RefSeq and is a predicted model, not a curated record. Gene Ontology annotation, biological process: meiotic DNA double-strand break processing; reciprocal meiotic recombination; meiotic DNA double-strand break formation. NCBI's taxonomy places the organism in Eukaryota, Viridiplantae, Streptophyta, Magnoliopsida, Malpighiales, Euphorbiaceae. Gene Ontology annotation, molecular function: DNA topoisomerase type II (double strand cut, ATP-hydrolyzing) activity; ATP binding; DNA binding. Gene Ontology annotation, cellular component: nuclear chromosome. Bases 139 to 1416 code for a protein of 425 amino acids. The transcript has 18 exons.